Molecule: messenger RNA, 1569 nt
Organism: Candida tropicalis MYA-3404
Lineage: Eukaryota; Fungi; Ascomycota; Pichiomycetes; Serinales; Debaryomycetaceae
Exons: 1
Coding region: 1-1569 (522 amino acids)
Biological process (GO): rRNA processing; DNA-templated DNA replication
Cellular component (GO): nuclear pre-replicative complex
Molecular function (GO): protein binding
Source: RefSeq, a predicted model, not a curated record
AUGGAUGAAGUAGUAUUUUAUAUUGGAGAAGGGGAUCCAAAUGAUAAACAUAGUCAAGAAUCCUAUGGAUAUAUUACAUCAAUUCAUACAUCAAAACAAUAUUCAACAUUUCGUCAAGCAAAUUCAUUUAAAAAUGGUACUGUUUUAACUGGUAUUGGAUCAGGUGAAAGAAUAUUUUGUUGUGUUCCUAAUAAAGCAUUAAUUAAUGUUUAUUCAUUUGGUAAAGAAAGUAUUGAUCAACGUAUACCUGUACCUGAAGCAUUAACUUGUUUGAAUUUAAUUAAUCAUCCUAUAUCAUCAAUUAAUAAUAAUAAUGAUGAUGAAUUGUAUAAUAAAAGUAAUUAUAGAGUUCCUUGGUUAUUAGUAGGUGGAUCAAAAAGUGGGAAAUUAUAUAUAUGGGAAUUAAAUUCAGGUAAUUUAUUAUGUGUUAAAGAAGCUCAUUAUCAAGGAAUAACCGUUAUUAAAAGUUCUAAAUGUGGAACAUUUUUAAUUACUGGUGGUGAAGAUGCAAGAUGUAUAAUUUGGAAUUUACAUGAAUUAAUUUCAAUUUAUAAUGAUAAAUCUGAUAAGAAUGAUAGUAAUAAUAAUAAUAUUGUUAAACCAUAUUGGCAAAUUACUGAUAAUACAUUACCAUUAACUGAUUUAAUUUUAAAUGAUGUUGAAAUUUUAAAUGAUUUAAAAUUAUAUACUACUUCAAAAGAUAACACUGUUAGAAUUUAUGAUAUUAUGACUAAAUCUUUAUUAACUACAUUUAUUUUACCUGAUUCUGUUGAAUGUAUAACUAAAGAUCCUUCAAAUAGAGCAUUGUAUGUUGGUUUAUCAAAUGGUUUGAUUAGAACAAUACCAUUAUAUCAAAUAAAUCCUCAUACUUCGGUUUUAGAAAGUAUUGGAGGUAUGAAUAAAAUUAUAACUUUAGAUCAAGAUCCAAAUUUGAAAAACACUUUUGUUCCUCAUCAACAACAACAACAACAAAAUGAAGGUAAACAAAUAUUAGUUACUAAAUUGGAAAUUUCAUUAGAUGGUACUAAUAUAAUAUCUGGAGAUUCUCAAGGUAGAGUAUUUGUUUCAGAUAUUGUUACUAAACAAGUUGUUAAAUCAUUUAAUGCUUGUAAUUCUUCAAUUUCUUUCAUUGCAGUAGAUACAGUACCAAAUGGAUUUGAUUUAUCAAUUAAUGAUACCACAACAACAACAACUAAAAAUAAUAAUAAUAAAGAUAAAAAACAUAGAAUGAUUCCUAAUUUUAAAAGAGUAUUAGCUAGUACAAAUCCAGAAGAUCAUCAAUUAAUGUUAGAUAUUCCAGGUAAAAUUCAAACAUCUAAUAAUAAAAAGAAUGAUGAUGAUUUUGAAAAUUGGUUAAAUAAUAAACAAAUGGAAGAAUUAGAAUUUAAAAAUCUUUCAAAUAUAAAUUCAACAGUUAAAAAAGUUGAAAAUGGAUCAUCUUCUAAUAAUAAUGAUAAUAAUAAAGAACUUGAAGAUAAAUUACAAAAAGUAUCUCAAGCUUAUACUGAAUUAAGAUCUAAACAUGAAGAAUUAAUUAAAGAACAUGCUAAAUUAUUAGAUAAAUUAUAA